Molecule: messenger RNA, 3598 nt
Organism: Triticum urartu
Lineage: Eukaryota; Viridiplantae; Streptophyta; Magnoliopsida; Poales; Poaceae
Molecular function (GO): protein binding
Source: RefSeq, a predicted model, not a curated record
UGAGCACUAGCUUGAAGUUGUAAAGCCUGACCAGCAGGCAGUAGAAAGAUGAGCUCCAGGCACCCACAGCUUCACCUCAUCCUACUACUGCUCCCAUACUACUGCUCCACCCACACCACUGCCAACGGUGGCAAUGGAACCACAACCCAGUGCAUCCCUGACCAUUCUUCGUCUCUCCUCCAACUGAAGCACUCCUUCCUCAACCCCAACCUCUCGUCAUGGCAGCAGGGCUCAGACUGUUGCCACUGGGAGGGCGUCGGGUGUGAUAGGGAUUCCGGUCAGGUGAUCACUUUGGACCUCAGUUAUCGUAAACUGCAGAGCAUCAGUGAUCUCAGCUUGACACUAUUCAACCUCACCUCGCUCAGAAAUCUCAACCUCUCUGGUAAUGACUUUGGCUUGACCAACCUUCCUAGAUUCGGAUUUGAGCGGCUGAUCGAGCUCCUCAGUCUCGAUUUGUCUAAUACACGGUUUUUUGGUCAGAUACCCAUUGGGAUUGCACACCUUGAGAAUUUGCUUACGCUUGAUCUUUCUAAUAAUGAUCUGUAUCUCCGAGAGCCAAGUUUUCAAACCCUCAUAGCAAACAUGAGCAAUCUGAGAUCGCUCAAUCUUGAUACUGUGCAAAUCUUAAGCGGUGCAUCAACUUGGUCCGUUGCAUUAGCAGACUCUGUUCCUCUACUACAGGAUCUUGGUUUGUUUCAGUGUUCACUAAGUGGUCCAAUUCACCAUUCAUUCUCCCAACUCCAUUUUCUAGCAACGAUCAACCUCGCAGCUAAUGUAAUUUCUGGACAGGUUCCUAGCUUCUUUGCAGAAUUCUCUUUCUUAAGCCACCUUGAUCUCUUUCAUAAUAAUUUUGAAGGACAAUUUCCCACGAAGAUCUUCCAGCUAGGAAAUCUCACAUAUCUUGAAGUGUCCUACAACCCCAGUCUUUCCGUGCAACUACCAGAUUUUCCACCGGGAAAUAUUUUGGAAUCUUUAGACGUGAGGGAGACAAACCUUUCGAUUGCCAUACCAGACUCCCUUUUCCAUCUCAACUCGUUGAAAGCCUUACGCCUUAGCACCACAGGAUUUCCCAAGCAUCUCAUUACUGCCAUAGCUAACCUUACGUCCCUAGAGUCAUUGUGGCUCUCUGGGUCAGGAAUAGAGAAGCCAAUGCUCUCUUGGAUUGGAAGAUUUAAGAAUCUGACAGACUUGUUGCUGAUAGACUAUGAUUUCUAUGGGCCGAUUCCAUGGUGGAUCAGAAAUUGCACGAACUUAAUGUUCUUAGAGCUCUCUGCUUGCAAUUUGUCUGGGGCAAUACCCUCGUGGAUUGGGAACUUUACCAAGCUUUCAUUUUUGGAUUUAUCAAAUAACCGGUUGACCGGCAAAAUCCCAACCAUUCUAUUCAAUCUUCCUUCAUUGGAAGAACUACAACUAUCAUCAAAUGAACUUUAUGGGACUCUAGAAGACAUUCCAGACCACUUGUCUACCUUCAUGGAGCACAUCGACCUAAGCAAUAACAACCUUGCAGGCAAAAUCCCGAAGGUUCUGUUCACUCUUCCGUCAUUGGAAGCACUAAUACUAUCAUCAAAUGAACUUUGUGGAACUCUAGAAGAUAUUCCAGACCCAAUAUCUUCCUUCCAGUACUUCAUCGACCUAAGCAAUAACAACCUUGCAGGUCAUAUACCCAAAUCUUUGUUCGACCUUACGAGGCUUCAAUAUCUAUUCCUUGACUCGAAUCAGUUUGAAGGCACCGUAGAUCUUAGCCUGCUUUGGAAGAUGAAGGCAUUGGAUACAUUAAGGAUCUCCAACAAUAUGUUAUCAGUGAUAGAUGUUGGGGGUGGCUAUCCAUUUACUUUUAUCCCUCGCAUCAGAGAACUAGGAUUAGCGCACUGCAACCUUACAAAAAUUCCUAUUGCAUUGAGGUACGCAAAUGAAUUGUCCUUCUUGGACCUCUCAAACAACCGAAUAGCUGGAGUCAUACCAAGUUGGAUAUGGGUGAAGUGGAAGGAUAUAAUCUCGUUAGACCUCUCAAACAAUAUUUUCACUAGCCUUGAAAACUCUCCAUCUGUUGUUCAUAUGCACAAUUUAUAUUAUCUAAAUCUUAGUUCCAACAAACUGCAUGGCACUGUACCUAUACCACUCGCAGCUAAGUUCGAGGCUGUAGUGUUCUUAGAUUACUCAAACAAUAGCUUCUCUUCUAUUAUGCCUGACUUUGGUAGGUACCUUCCCAACAAUACCCUUUACCUUGAUUUGUCCAGGAAUAAAUUAAGUGGUCACAUACCAAGGUCUAUUUGUAUCCAACAAGAUCUUGACCUACUGGACUUAUCAUACAACAAUUUCAGCAGCGUGGUGCCAUCUUGUCUAAUGCAAGGUAGCAGCGGCUUGAGUACAUUGAAGUUGAGAGAGAAUCAUUUCCAUGGGAUGUUGCCUGAAAAUAUUGGAGAAGGAUGUAUGCUUCAGACAAUAGAUCUGAACAACAACCAAAUUGAAGGGAAAAUACCCACAUCACUAUCAAAUUGCCAAGGCCUAGAGCUCCUUGAUGUUGGUAACAAUCAAAUUGUUGGUUCUUUUCCAUCUUGGUUAGGUGUUCUUCCACAUCUUCGAGUUCUUGUCUUGAGAUCCAACCAACUCAGCGGCACCAUAAGGGAUAUUAAAGGUGAUCAUACAAUCAACAACUACUUUGCAAGUUUGCAAAUACUUGAUUUGGCCUCCAACAACUUCUCCGGAAACCUACCAAAUGGAUGGUUUAAUGAACUGAAAGCAAUGAUGGAAAAUGUCAGUGAUGAGGGACAAGUUCUAGGACAUGAUGCAAAUUCAAUUUCAAGAUUUUAUCAAGAUACUGUUACCAUCACAUUCAAAGGGUUUGAUCUUAGUUUCACCAAAAUUCUAAGAACUUUCAAAGCAAUUGAUUUAUCGAAUAACUCGUUUGAUGGACCACUUCCGGAGUCAAUUGGGAGGUUUGUUUCCCUACACGGACUUAACGCAUCAUACAACAACUUCACGGGACAAAUUCCAUAUCAGUACAGCAACUUGUCUCAGCUGGAAUCGUUGGAUCUCUCUUGGAACCAGAUAACAGGGGAAAUACCACAGGAGUUAACCUCACUUACUUCUCUUGAAUGGUUGAAUCUUUCAUACAACAACUUGUAUGGAAGAAUCCCGCAAGGCAACCAGUUCUCAACAUUUUCGGACAGUUCAUUUGAAGGUAAUCUAGGCCUUUGUGGAGUUCAACUCUCCAAGCACUGCGACAAUCAAAGUUCAAUUGCUCCAAGUGAAGUGGCUCCUCCAGAAUCUGACAGCUUGUGGCAGGACAAACUCGGUGUUAUCCUUUUGUUCGCGUUUGUUGGCUUGGGAUUUGGAGUCGGCUUUGCACUGUCAUUCUUGUUGCGAUUGUAUUGCCGCAUGGAAGGAUGGGUCUGCAAGCAAUCAUGAAUCCAUAUGUAAUACUAUUCGCAUACUAUGUACUGUAUUGAUUUUUCUUCCUGAAAAAUGAUAUGCUGUGUGCAUAUGGGUUGUACUUUUUUUAGGAUGCACAGUAUGGGUUGUACUUUUUUAGGAUGCAUAAUAUGGGUUGUACUUUUAUAUGAGGCAACUUAAAUAAACCACUUUUCUGUGGCAGAAA